ACGAGUUUUUUCAGUCGGUUCACCUCAUCAGCUGCUGCUCGAGAUUUUGUUGUUUGUAUUUUUAUAUUAUUUUUAAUAUUUUCUCCUAAUGGAAAAUUUGUACUAAACAGUUUCCGAACAAUGUUGGAGAACGCAGGCUUAAUAAACAUGUCGAAAGCAUACUGCAUUCUGUGUCUGGACUUGACCCCUCCGACGAGUUCAAAAUUCGAAACGACGACAGAAGUAGAAAUUUCGACCUUGUCCCAUCUUCUCGUCCCCAGCUUGGACAUCAAACACUUGAACGAAACCUGCCUAUUGUGCGAAAAAUGUUCCAUUCAUUUUCACCAAACGGUGGAAAUUCGACAAGAAAUUUCAAAAUUGGAAGACCAGAUCGCCAAAAAGGUUGAUGUAAUGAGGACAACAAUUUUGAAUUCUGAGCAAAAGAAACAAAUUUGUUGGAAUAAUGAGGACAAAGAAUUCGGGAGUAUUUUAAGAAUGCGGCAAUAUUUCUUCCCCUUCACGACAGAUGAAAAUGACGACGAGCUGGAAAUUAAAACAGAACCAGAAAAUUGUCCAGAUUUUCAGGACACCGAAGCUGUUCGAAAUUGGCACGUAAUUGAUGGCAUAACAACGACGGCGACGAAUAAUAGCGACUUAAAAUUUGAUCCGCCAAGUUCCGACGAGGAGGAUGCAUCGUCCUCCUUCUCUGGUUUACCUGAUCCUCUGCUAGUCCCGUCUACCAGAAAGAGGACAAUUCCUUCCAGCACUGUUCAAAAAUCUGCAAAAAGCAGUAGAAUGCCAAACACUUUUUCUCAUCAGAACGACGAUGAUAGUUCUUCAGAACAUGAACAAUCUGAAAACAACGACUGCACCGAUAGAGACGAAGACUGGACAGAGGAACUCGAAGAAGGAAACGAGCCUGCUUCCCAUCAAUGUACAAAAUGUGGCAAAAUUGUCUCCAAAAAAGGCUACUUGACCACGCAUUCCCGUCGACCCCACCCGUACCCAUGUUCGCAAUGUUCCUUCACCUUCGUCACCAUCCGAGAGAGGAUCACCCAUCAAGAAAGAGAACAUGAAACCCCCACGGCACCCCCGCAAUGUGUCAUCUGCGCCAAAAAAUUUCGUCGCGUCAUUGACCUCGAGAAACACAUGGUCAUCAAGCACGAAACUGACGAGAAGAAUUUCACUUGCACCAAAUGUGGGAAAGGUUUCAGUUUGGAGGCGAAUUUUCAGCGACAUUCGCUGCUCCAUGAAUUUGAGGCGGAGAGACCGCUCGUUUGCACCGUGUGCGACACCAGAUUCGCCAAGCAGGACCUAUUGGACAAACAUAAGCGGUCACAUGACAAACUACCGUGUGAACUUUGUGACGCUACUUUCGCCAGCAGGCCGCUAUUAGAGAGACACAUCCGCCUCCACAAGGGCGAAAAGCCGUUCAAAUGUGACCACUGUGAAGAAGCCUUUAUCGACACGGCUGCAAAACAGUCGCACACCGUUCGAGUCCAUCUAGUCCAUCAUCGCCAGAAAUGUGACCUGUGUGAGAAGACCUUUAUCAGCCAUUGGGCACUUCUCAGUCACGUGAACAAUGUGCACAAACGGAUCAGGAAAACAAAAUGUGUCACCUGCGGAGAUACCUUCAUCGAUGCUGCGGCCCUACAAUCUCACAGGAUACAAGAACACGGCGACGAUCCCUUGACCUGUGAGGAAUGUGGAGCAAAAUAUAUUUCAAUAGGAGGACUUAAAAGGCAUAAACUGAAACAUUCUGGAGUUAAGAGUGAAACGUGUCAUCUCUGCGACGCUCGAUUCUUGACGAAACAGGAGUUACAAAAACACGAAUUUUCCCAUUCGGACGUGAGAAAUUUUGUGUGCAACCAUUGCGGCAGAGCGUUUAAGCAAAGCGGACAGUUUCGUCGUCAUUUAAACCGUGUUCACAAGGAGAAACUUCCUUCAAGUAGUAAACCCCGAGGAAAACUUAGGUUUACUGCUUAAUUAAAUCUACUGAAUUUUAAGAGAAAAUAAAUCUUAAAAGUAAUUCUAAUUUACUUAUUUCUUAAGUAGAUGAACAGAUGCGUGAAUGUAUGUAUUUUUUAUAUUUACAUAAAAGUUGUCAAACUGCAUACCUAUAGAAAUAAAACCUACAGUGCAGACUUGAUAUAGCCCGA
Folsomia candida is the source of this 2138-nucleotide messenger RNA. Its product is annotated as gastrula zinc finger protein XlCGF26.1. Gene Ontology annotation, biological process: regulation of transcription by RNA polymerase II. The record is from RefSeq and is a predicted model, not a curated record. The transcript is spliced from 7 exons. Gene Ontology annotation, molecular function: DNA-binding transcription factor activity, RNA polymerase II-specific; RNA polymerase II transcription regulatory region sequence-specific DNA binding. Gene Ontology annotation, cellular component: nucleus. The coding region runs from base 121 to 1965 and encodes 614 amino acids. NCBI's taxonomy places the organism in Eukaryota, Metazoa, Arthropoda, Collembola, Entomobryomorpha, Isotomidae.